This is a messenger RNA of Dentiscutata heterogama, 1140 nucleotides long. Lineage: Eukaryota; Fungi; Glomeromycota; Glomeromycetes; Diversisporales; Gigasporaceae. The record is from the annotation of a GenBank genome assembly.
GAUCUAGGAAUUAGUGAAUGCCAGUUAAACAGUGAGAAUAGUGAUAAUAACAAAGUCAAUGAACCUGUAAAUGAAUCAAUGAGUGAUAUUGAAAAUGUCGAAAAUGAAAGAACUUCUAUAAUUAAUGAACCUAAUAUUGGAUCAGGUGUUGUACCUUUUGUUUUUGUUAAUGAUCCUAUUCCAGAAUUUUUUGUUGAUAAAAUUAAGGAACCAAGAACUUCAAACUAUCCAGCUUCAAAUGAUUCUAUUUUGGUUGAAGAUAAUGAUUUAGAUGAAGAAAUCGAAGAACAAGAAAAUUUGGUUCGAAAGCGCAAAAUCAACCGAGAUUAUAAAGCAUCAAAAAAAGCAAAAAAAAAAGAUAUUAAUAUUACAACUGAGCACAACAAUGAAAGUUCACAUGGUGGUGAGCAAAAUAAUGAUGUUGAAGUUAUGUCAGAUUUAUCGAAAAUAACAUUGGAAAAUAGCCAGGCUAACAAUUUAAUUGAUGAAACAACUAUUAGAGUAUCUUCAAAUUCAAAUGAUUCAGAGUUUUCAGAAUUAGAUUAUGAUACUAAUUUAAAUAUAAGUAGAAAGAAAAAGAAGUUUGAUAAAAAAGGAAAAGAGCAAGAUACGAAUUACAAGAAUCGUACAUCUGCGUAUGUUGACGAGUUAAGUAAUAGCGAACCAGUUAAUGAUGAUACUUUAGUAAAUAAUGAAGAUUCUGUAAAUGUUAAUUCUGAACAACGAAUAGAACAAUCGACGAAAAGCAAUUAUCCAGAAUCAAAAUUACUGGAAUUUGUAGAUUUAUUGAAGAAAACAAGAAGAGAAAAGGGAACGUCAGAGAGUUUUAAGUCUCAUGAUCCAAGCAAAAUAUUUGAAAUGUUUUCUCAGCCUAUCAACAAUUACUUUAAUGAGGAAGUCUUCGAAGGGUUAAUGGAAUCCGAACAACUCCCAAAGAAAAUGGAGGAUAUUCAAAGCUGCUCUAAAUAUCUAAAAAUUUGGGAUUCACAUUACAAUAAUUGUAAAAGAUUAAUCGGAAUUCAGGAUUAUAAAAUGUUGAAAUUAACUUAUUCAUUAACUAAAGUAUUUUUUAACAUGCUAAAGAUUUGUUAUCAGGAACAAGUCAAAGAUACAUCAUUAGCAAAAAACUCUGAUCAUUAG